AUGUCAACAACGCGGCCCCUCCUCGGGAUGAGGCGAGUCACCGAGCUAACGUGCCAGGAGCAGCCGAGCAGCAGGCUCCCUGCGGCCGCCGCGAGGCAGCAGCUCGAUACCCCCACCGUGGACGAGUUUACGGUGCUGGAGGAGAAAGAAAAUGAGCUGAAAGCUGCCAAGCCUCGAGUGGAGCAGGUUUUUAAAGUAACGUUCACCAUUAUCGGUCUUUUGGACCACAUGGGACUGCCGCUCGGUAGCAAAACAUCACGGCAGAUAUGGCUGCAGCUCAUAGGAAACACAGACGACGUGUCGAAGGCAAAGGAAUAUGUUCGAGGACUCUGUGACCCAGAACUACAAAAAGAAGAGCGGUACCCGGUGGACAUGCACUGUAUUUUUGCCGGGGCCCGGGGCCUCUUCCUCGACAGGCUCAUCCGGGACACCAGUGCUGAAGUGGUGGUGCCCGAGCCGGGCCGCCUGCGUCUGUUGGGCCGGGCGGAACCCGUAGUCAUGGCACAGAGCCGGGUUCAGCAGUUUGUAGCACUAUUCCAGGAAAAGCGAAGUCUACCGAGUGACAGAGAGCCGGCAGUGAAACGAGCGUUCAAGUCCUUCGUCGAGGAAAGAGAUGACAAGUACACUAUGGAGCUUCUUCUGCUGCCCAGUGCCCUGAAGGAAGAGCUCCUGGGACUGGCUCACAGCCCCACCUCCACAAACACAUCUGCCCUGGCUCAGCUCAACCAGACGCUUCACCCCAGCAUGGUGGAGACGGAGCAGGACCGCUCGCAGAGCAGCACCCCCGUGACGGAACUCUCCAACCGCAUCCUGGGCACCAGCUUCGAGGAGAAAGGGUCCGCAGCAGCGUUUGGAGGUAAAGCAGCAGCAGCAGCAGCGGCCGGAGGAGGUGCGGGUCCCGAGGCCGUCCUGCUCAACGGGAACCGGUCCUCACACAAGCGGCGCUCGUCGGAGAGCGAGAAUCGGGACACAAAGAGACAAUACUCUCUGGAGCGGAGGGAGGAGUCGCCGGAGAGAGCAAGAGAGAGGGAGAGACAGAGGGACAGAGAAGGCCGGGGGGGCAGCAGCAGCAGCAGCAGCAGCAGCAGCUGUAGGUCCAAAACCCCCUCUGCUUCAUCAUGCCACUCCUCUUCCUCCACCUCCUCCUCUGCAGGGAAAGCAAACACUGUAGUGGGUGUGAGCAUGUUGGACUCCAGUGAAGGAAUCUCAGACGAAGGGGAGGCAGUGAGCCCGGAAACCAACCUCCGCUGCCUGGUCAACUUCUUCAGAACCAUGGGAUACCAGCAGGAAGUAGUGGAGCGUGUCGUCAAGGAGACGGGUCAAACAGAAGACACCUUCCUCGUUCUGGAGAAAAUCGUGGAGGAAACCAAACGUUGUGAAGAGGGGUCAAGAGGAGGGGAAAAAGAAAGACGAUUGAACUCUGUGCGCUCUCCUGACAUCCCCUCCUCCUCAUCGUCAUCGUCCUCUGUGGCCUCUUGGUUCAGAGAGAAGGACCGGGAGCUGAGCCGAGCACUGGUGGACCCCGGCAGGUCGAAGGAGAACAUCAGGCCCAAGCAGCACAGAGGCAGCAGCAACGGGCUGGGGCACCGGAGGCAGUGCAGCGGCAGCGAGACCAGCACUCAGCAGGCCAUCACUAUCAAGAGGAGCUCUAGUGCUCAGGGAGGAGCGAGAAACUACGACGUCAUCACCAUCGACGAUGACGACGACGUCAUCAUCACCAAUACCAAAACGGCAGAGAGCAGGACGUCCCGGAUGAUGACGGUGCCUCACCUGGACACCCAGUCAGGAUCCAGACCAGACUACUUGGCGCGGGGAGGGGGGGCUGCCUCACAGAGGGACUACCUGUCGAGGGGGGGGACACAGACUUUGGGAGGAGCGGUGAAGGUGGAGACUGUGACGGCGCUGCGCAGCACGCCUCAGUGGCUCCCUGCCACCACCUCAUCUCUAGCCUCCACCCCCAGUUCAGCUCAGCCCAUUCCCCGCCCGUCGUCCUCCUCAGCCUAUCAGACGAUCAGCCACACGGGGUAUCACGUGUUCGAGACCAGGACCCCAUCUGCCAACGACCCCCCUGCCCCCCCGGUGACGGGCCUUUCUCGCUUCAAUCAGUCGCUGAGGACCCCGUACACUCUGAAGCUGCCGAACGAGCCGGGGCGUCAGGAGUUGCGACACAUCAUCAUCGACGGUAGCAACGUGGCCAUGGCUCACGGCCUUCAUCGGUUCUUCUCCUGUCGAGGGAUAGCGCUGGCUGUGGAGACAUUUUGGAGGCGGGGCCACAGGGAGAUCACAGUGUUUGUCCCCCAAUGGCGUCAGAAGAGGGACCGACUCACAACAGAGCAAGACUUUCUAAACCAGCUAGAAGACCUGCGACUGCUCUCCUUCACUCCCUCCAGAGAGGUGUGUGGCCAGAGGAUAUGCUCACAUGACGACAGGUUCCUGCUCCACCUAGCAGAAAAAACAGACGGGAUCAUCGUAACAAAUGACAACCUGAGGGACUUUGUCGACACCUCGGACACCUGGCGCAAGAUCAUUCAAGAGAGGUUGCUUCAGUUUACUUUUGUGGAGGACCACUUCAUGAUCCCUGAUGACCCUCUGGGGAGAAACGGACCGCAUCUAGACUUCUUCCUGCGUAAAGACAACAGGAGGGCCCCGCCCACUCCUCCCCCUAUGAGACCCCCAUGCUUCCGGCCGUCGUCCCAGCAGCAGCUGCCGCUCUACGUCCAGGCCCUCCACUCGGCUCCUCGGACCCCCGCCUCCACGCCGCUACCCCCUUCCUCUCUGACGCCCCACCAGACGCACUGGCCCCACUCCGGCCCCCCCGAGUGGCUCCCGCCCCGCCGUUCCCCGUCGCCCUCGCCCUCCCCGCCUCCCCAGCGGUCGCCAGGGGAGACGUCGGUGCUGAAGAGAAAGCUGUACGACAUCUUCCCCGACCAGAAGCAGCGCAUCGACCUCAUACUCAGCGACAACCCGUUUAUGAGAGACCUGAACGCCCUGUCGGGGCUGCUGCUGGGAUAAAGACAAGCACUUAUUUCAAAAAAAAAUUUGUUUUGUGCAAAUAAAAUAUAUAUAUAUAUAUAUAUAUACACACUGAAUAUACGUGUCGGCAUAAAAAAAUAAUUUAUUUUACCAAUUAUCCCAGCUUGGAGUGCCCACCUCUUCGCUCUCAAAUUGAUUAAAGUAUCACUGGUGUCUACAGAACCACAAAAAAAAUGUCAAGCAGCAACGUCUAUAUUGUUCCGAUGGUAAUAAUUCAUUGCAGAUCCUUGACAACAGUCCUGAGGUUCCCUAAAGUUUGGGAACAUCAGCAGGAGAAAACCACUUUGGACCAACAGCUCAGCACACGAUGGGUUUCCUCUCCAGAACCCUGUUUACCAGACUCUUAACACCUUUCUAAAUAUACCAGCCCUGAGCAUUUUAUUAAUACAAUUUGGGACAGGUUUGCAUGUGUAAAUAUUUUCAACAUAUUAGUUAUAGACUUGUUAUUUUCUUUAACAGUGAACUCAUUAUUAGGCAGUACCAGGGUAUUAAAAUCUGUCAGGGAGCCGUUUCAGCUGUUAGAUGGUUUUUCCACCAUUUCCUUUGCAGUGCACUUUCAGGAAGCUCUGAGAUCAUAAAAUAACUAAGUUACAGUUGAUGUCCGACAUAAAUCCCCAAAAGUCAUAUUUGGAUAGACAACCUUUUUUGCCGCUAACCAUAUACAAAAAAACACCUUUUAGUUUAGGCAUGUUUUGAGGGCAAUAUUUUUGAUUGUAUAACGAUGGGCAGUGAUUACAAUGUGAGGUUCUCAUCUCAGAUCUAAAUCUAGAUCAUGCUUUAAUACUCAAAAAAAUCUUCCUAAAAUGUCAAAACAACUGAUUAGACAAGAUUAAAUAGUGUAUAAAGAAUCAUUCUUUUCAGUUCAGCGUUUUGUGAUUGUUCUAAUGUAUUCUUUACUUUAGAACCUCAAUGUUGGACAGAAAUUGGCUCAAUAAUCCAAAGAAAAUAUGACAACCACCAUCUCCAUGUUCUUGGUGUUGAUUUGCAAACCUGCUGUUUAUAAGAGACCUCCGGGGCUGAAACUGAAUUUGCUGCUCUGAUAAACUGUGAUGGAGCCGGGCAGUUGAACUUUUGUUAAAUAUGUUCUAAGCAUUACUUGUUAAAGUUUGAGACUGUUAACAGUUCUCAGGAUUCUGUCACUGUUCUACAUCUGUAUUUUGUUCCAAGAUGCUUACUGAUUCCUCCGCCUCAGACUUUAGGAAAUACAUGUCAGUCCAUUACACUACAACAGUUUAGAUCAUCCUAUGUUAAUUGACCAACUUGAAUUGGACAUCACACACCAUGAGUUUGCUUAGCUGAAGAAAAUCUCCAAAGACAGAUUUACUUUUGUAAUUGGUGUUAAAUAGCUUAAUUGAAUGCACUGAAAGUCAUUAAUGGUGUAAAACAAGGUUUCAUGCUUGAAUCAGUUUUUGUACGAUGAGAGAAUGUGCAUAAGUUUUGUAAAAAUACACAGACUUUAUCUCCUUGUAAGAAAAAAAAGUAUCUGCACAAGGUGUCAAAAUCUAAGUUUUGUUCGUACUUGCUAUCUUGUAAGGAUUACUGAAGGAUUUUCUCUUGUAUUAUAAUAAUUUUGUGUAUAUUGAUUUAUUUUUUUGUAAAUACAAGCUUUUUUUUUGCUACGGUGCACCUAUGGUUUUAUUUGUGAAAAACAAAAUAAAAAAAGCAGUCCCACA
Messenger RNA from Trematomus bernacchii (emerald rockcod), 4706 nucleotides. RefSeq names its product nedd4 binding protein 1 (gene n4bp1). Gene Ontology annotation, cellular component: PML body; nucleus. Gene Ontology annotation, biological process: negative regulation of protein ubiquitination; negative regulation of proteasomal ubiquitin-dependent protein catabolic process. The transcript has 12 exons. Bases 1 to 3012 code for a protein of 1003 amino acids. The record is from RefSeq and is a predicted model, not a curated record. Gene Ontology annotation, molecular function: RNA binding. NCBI's taxonomy places the organism in Eukaryota, Metazoa, Chordata, Actinopteri, Perciformes, Nototheniidae.